Molecule: messenger RNA, 1203 nt
Organism: Aspergillus mulundensis
Lineage: Eukaryota; Fungi; Ascomycota; Eurotiomycetes; Eurotiales; Aspergillaceae
Product: alkene reductase
Exons: 1
Coding region: 1-1203 (400 amino acids)
Molecular function (GO): NADPH dehydrogenase activity; FMN binding
Source: RefSeq, a predicted model, not a curated record
AUGACAACGACCACCACAACCUCCAACGGCCCAGCACCUCCCACCAAGCCCACGAAACCCAUCAUCGACCCGGCAUCAAGCAGACUAUUCAAGCCACUGCAGGUGGGCAAGAUGCAGCUCGCCCACCGCAUCGUGUUCCCCCCAUUGACCAGGAACCGCAAUGACGAAGCUCACACCCCGCUGCCGUUCAUGGCGAAGUAUUACGCCGACCGCGCCUCCACGCCAGGAACACUGGUGAUCUCCGAAGCAACCGCCGUCUCCCAUCUCGAAGAAGGCCAGGACAACACCCCCGGAUUCGUCAGCGAGCGCCAGGCCGCAGCGUGGAAAUCCAUCAUCGAUGCAGUCCACGCAAAGGAGUCCUACUACUUCCAGCAGAUCUGGGGAAUGGGCCGCGCCUCGUACCCCGAGUUCCUGGCCAAGAAGGGGUUCAAGUACCGGUCCAGCAGCGCGAUCCCCAUGGACGACGUCGAAGCUAUUCCCCAGGAAAUGACAGAGGAGGAGAUCCUAGAGAUUAUUCAGAGCUUUGUCGAUACGGCCAGGCGCGUCAUCGCUGCCGGGGGCGAUGGCGUGGAGAUCCAUUGUGCCCAUGGCUACCUCCUCGACCAGUUCCUUUCCGACGCCGUCAACAAGCGCACCGACAGAUGGGGCGGGUCCACCGAGAACCGCGCACGGCUGGUCCUGCAGGUCGUCAAGGCCGUUGUGGAUGCUGUGGGCGCAGACCGCGUCGCCCUGCGACUAUCGCCGUAUGCAGCGUUCCAACAAGCCGAGAAAGGCGACAUCCACGGCCAAUACCUAUAUAUCAUUGAGCAAUUGAAGGCAACGGUGCCGCCGCUUGCCUACCUGUCUCUCGUGGAAGCAACCGGCGACCCCGGGGCAUUGAUCUUCGGUGGCAAAACCGUCAACCAGGGCAAGACGUUGGACUUUAUCUUGGAGGCCUGGGACAACCGGUCCCCUGUGAUCGUGGCAGGAGGCUACCGUCCCGAGACGGCGGCUUGGGCUCUGGAAGAGCACUACAAGAAGUGGGACGUGCUGGUUGCCUUUGGUCGCCAUUUCCUGGCUAAUCCUGACUUGGUCUUCAGGAUCCGGCAUGGGAUUGAGCUGAACAGGUAUAACCGGGCGACGUUCUACCUUGCGGAAAGUGAGGUCGGCUAUAAUGAUUACCCGUUCAGCGAGGAGUAUCUGGCUGUGCAUGCGGAAGCAUGA